GUGAGAGCGUGCGAGACUACGACGAAGACGGUUCGCCGAGAGUUACGCACAGGGUAUGUGCUGGCGGCGAAUAACUGCGGACGGACCUAAAACAAAGUGUGCGUGCGUGCGUGUGUGUGUGUUUCUCUUUAUUUUCUUUUGUAACAACAAAUAUUAGUUAAAUCAUAAUUACAUAUAUUGUACAAAUCGAAACUGCAGAAAUGUGCAUCAUUUUGUUAGCAGCGCAGCAGCAGCACAGCAGAACUCAAAGCGUAGCUUAAAUUAACUGUAAAUCAAAAUAAAAAAUCAAAGUCAAACAACACAAAAUUUGAAAGAGCUGAAGCAAAAACCAAUAUCAAAAUAUAAAAAAGACGAUGACGGACGUUGCGGAGCUGUUGAACAGCAUGUCGAGCACCUUUAACAGCGACUGCGCCACUACCACCGCCGAGGGCGGUACGCUGCUCAACCUGGACCUGGCCGAGGAUAAAACCCUAAAGUGGCGCAAUUUGGCAAACAAUCAGUUUGCCUGCAAGGAUAAGGACAAAAAGCAAAGCAACAAAAGCGACGAAACGCACGAGAAGCAACAGGAGGCAGCGCAGCAGCAGCAGCCGACAAAAUUGCUCGAUGCGGCCGUCAAAUGCGAGACGGAAACUGCGGACGGCGCCCAGCACCAGCCUCAAGGCCAGAGCCAAAGCCAAAGUCAAGCCAGCGACGCUGACGCUCACGUCGACGACAACAGUGACAGCGGCGUCGCCAGCUCAGAAGUAACAGAAAAAAUUACGUCGGCAGAGGCAGACGAGACGCAAUCAGAAGCAGCCGAAGCGACGCCGCCAGCUAACGAAACGCCAGCAGUGGUGGCCGCAGCAGCAGCAACCGACAAUGAAUACGCUAAUAAUGUUGAUGUUGACGAUGCCGUUGCCGAGCACACAGCCGAAGCAGCUAAAGGCAAAGACAAUAGUGAAGAUGAAGCACCGGCAGUCAAAUUGGAGCAGGAAGCGUGCAAAAGCGCAGCAGAAAACAGAACAACAACUAUAACAGCAGCUGCGGCUGAGUUGGCAACGCCGUCUGCGCAAAUUUUCACAGCAGCUGAAGCAGUAACAACAAUAACAACAGUAGCAGCCGCAUCUGGUGAUGGCAUUAAGACUGAGACUGAAACGGAAACCGCAAAUGCAACAGCCAAAGAAGAAGAAGACGAGCUUUUGGAGGAACAACAACAACAGCCGCUGCCGCAAUCGCUGCAGGAGCCAAUAUUGACUGAGCAACGCGAAGUAAGCUCAGACACAGCAGCAGCUGUAACAGCAGAAGCAAUAACCGAGGUCACAUCGGCUACAGUCGCAGCAUCUUCGGCAACGGUAACGGCAUCCCCAGCGCCUGUCGCUCCACUUGUUGUCAGCUCUGCUGCCAACAGCAGCAGCGACAUUGUUGACGCCGCUGCUGACGCAACAGAUUCGAAUGCGGCAGCUGCUGCUGCUGCUGCUGGCAGCGUCGACAUUGCUCUGCCAAUAGCAACAAUAACAACAACAGCAACAACAUCGCUAGCACAAGUUAAUGCUGAUAAAAACGAACAAAAUGUUGCGGUCAGCAUACGUCGCUUGCGUCGUACGCCGCGGCCCACGGAUACGCCCACAACGACGCCAACGCCCUUGGCAGCUGAGGAGCACGAAUUGGAGCUGGAGCAAGAGCAUGAGCAGGAGCAGGAACAUGAACAAGAAGAAACGUCCAGUGAUGUGAAAAAAGAGCCAGAAAAAUUGUGCAACCUUAACGAUGGCGAAGCCACAAAUACUGCGCCACCGCCAGCACCAAAACGUGGACGUGGACGUGCCAAAAAGAUAAAGCCCGAGGCGGAGAUGCCAUUGGAGGAGGCUCCAUUGCCAGAGGAGUCCGCUGCAGUAGAGCGUAAGGUGGGACGCAAGCGCAAGCUGCACGAGGAGGAUCCGCUAAUGCCGGAUUUGCCAGUGGUGAGCAUCAAGACCGAGCAGCAGGAUGAGGAGGCAGCGGCGCCUAGUGGCGAUGGCAAAAGAAUGCGACGCAGCGUGCGUCUGGGCAAUCGUGUGGAUCAGGCGCAAGCCUGGUCAGAAGACAUCAAAGUCGAACCACUGUCGGCCAGUGAGCUGCCAAUGCACCACUCAACAGCAGCUGCUGGAGGAGGAGCAGCAGCAGCUGUUGACCAGCUGCAAAUAGCCGUUGUGUUGGAUGAAAAGACGCCGCCCAAGAAGCGUGGGCGCAAAGCUAAAAUACCUGCGCCGCCAAAUCGAAUCGAUGCGAGCAGCCAGGGCAUGUCACAAGCUGCACCCGGCGUCAGCAGCAGCAGCAGUGGUAGCGGCAGCGGAAGUGGAAGUGGCAAUAUCCUUGCCAUGAGCAUCAGCGCUGCGUCGCUGGCACUCUCCAAUGGCAACAAGCGCGCUGCGAUUUCGCAGUCUGCGGCCACGUCUUCGGGUAGCGCGGAGCAGCAGCAGCUGCCCAAGCGUUCGAAGCGACGCAUCAAGCCCACCACAAAGAUAUUGGAGAACGAGGAGCUGCGCUGCGAGUUCGAGACGAAGCACAUCGAACGGUUGACCCAUUGGGAGGCGACAACGACGGCGGCAGCUGAGGCAGAUGGCGGCGGGGGGCUACAAUUCGAGACGCCGCUGCAAGCGUACAGCUCCAAUUCGUCAACAUCAAGGCAGAAGAGUGAGAAAUCGGAUGGCGGCAGCGGAGUGGAGCAGCAUCCAGUGGGCACGAAUGCGAUUAAGAAACGUCUCUUCUCCAAGGCUCAACGUGACAUUGACAAUUCGGAUGCGGCGCUGCGAGCGAAAAGCCGUGUGCGUCCCAGCCCCGACCUGGACCAAUUUCUGAGCGAUAUCAAAGCCGCCAAGCUGAAUGCGAAUCGUUCGCCCGAAGAGCGCAAAUUGAACAAGAAACAGCAGCGCAAGUUGGCCAAACAAAAGGAGAAGCAUCUCAAGCACUUGGGUCUGCGUCGCAAUAACAGCGAAGAGGCUAGCGACAACGAUAGCUCCAACACGGACAACGAGGAGUUCGUGCCCACCAUACGCGUCCAAGUAGGCAAGCCCAGUGUAACGUUGCGCCUGCGCAAUGCCACUAAGGAAGCUAAUCCUGCUGUAACUGGAGCCAAGCAAGCGCUGCAGCCGCCGCCAACGCCCGCUGUGCCGUCAAAGCUAACGCGUCGCAUGGGCGUGCGUGGCAACAAUGCCACAGCAACAGCAGCAGCAACAGGAGCGGGUGCAGCAGCAACAACCACACUGGAGCAUGGUCAGCUGCAUACGCUGAACAGCACAAUUUUGGCAUCUAACGAUGCCAGCGAUGCCAUAGCCAGUACAUCAGCAGCAGCAGCAGCUGCUGCUGCUUCUGGCUCUUCGGCGGCUGGUGUAAAAUUCAUUUGCUUGUGCCAGCGCAGCUCGCAGUACUAUGCACGGAAUGCGCCGGAUGCAUCCUUUUGUUGUGCCAUCGACAACAUUGACGAGCAGAAGAUUGGCUGCUGCAAUGAGCUAGCCGCCGAGGUGCACAAUCUGCUGCGUCCCAGCCAGCGUGUAGGCUAUAUGAUACUCUGCGAUGAGCACAAGAAGCGCUUGCAAGCGCACAAUUGUUGCGCCGGCUGUGGAAUCUUUUGCACCCAGGGCAAAUUUGUGCUAUGUAAGCAGCAGCACUUCUUUCAUCCAGAUUGCGCGCAACGCUUCAUACUCAACAGCCCCUACGAUGCACAGCAGCAAGCCACAAAUCCGGGCAACUUUAUUAGCCCACUGCUCGUGUUGAAGUGUCCACAUUGCGGACUAGAUACGCCCGAGCGUACCUCCACGGUGACCAUGAAAUGCCAAACAUUGCCCGUCUUUCUGCCCGCACAGAAGACUAAAAUUAAACCCGCCAAGUUGACCACCUCAUCACAUUUACCUCAGUUCACCAGUGCAGCUGGAGCUGGGUCAAAGCUAGCGACAGGAGCUGGCGGCAGCUCUGCUAAGCCAGCAACUGGGGGAGCACGUGGCAAAGCGGCCAGUGCCAAAUCGAAUGGUACACGAGGCAAGACAAAUGGAGGAAAUGCCUCUGGCCAGGCAUUGAAUGUGAUCAGCUUCGAGCAACUCAUACCCGAGUCUGUGAUGAACGUGGUGCUGCGCGAUCGGAUUGUUUCGUCCAGUGGACGUGUUACCACCGAAUUCAAUACCCGGGACAUGUACUAUGCUGUGCAGAACGAUGACCUAGAGCGUGUUGCCGAGAUAUUGGCUGCCGAUUACAAUGUGCUGACACGAAUGCGUGAAUUUCUUAAUGGUACCUGCCUGCACCUGGUCGCCCAUUCGGGCACUUUGCAAAUGGCCUAUCUGCUGUUGUGUAAGGGCGCCAGCUCCCAGGGCUUCGUUAACAUAGUCGACAGUGAAUUGCGCACGGCUUUGAUGUGCGCUGUGAUGAAUGACAAAUGCGAUAUGCUUAAUCUGUUCCUGCAAUGCGGCGCCGAUGUGGCUAUCAAGGGUCCCGAUGGCAUGACCAGUCUGCACAUUGCCGCAAAGCUGGGUAACCUGGAAGCUGCCCAACUAAUUGUGGAUGCGUAUCGCGGCUCCCGUAAUAUUACCAACUUUCUGUGCUUCAUCAAUGCCCAAGAUGAGGGUGGCUGGACAGCCAUGGUCUGGGCAGCUGAGUUGGGGCACAAGGAUAUCGUUAGUCUGCUGCUUAAUCAUGGCGCCGAUCCCAAUAUAUGCGACAAUGACAACAACACGGUGCUGCACUGGUCCACGCUGCACAAUGAUGGAUUGGAGACUAUAACGGUGCUGCUGCAGGCGGGAGCCGAUUGCAAUGUGCAGAAUGUGGAAGGCGAUACGCCACUGCACAUUGCGUGUCGUCACUCGGUGACUCGGAUGUGCAUCGUUUUGAUAGCGAACGGAGCCGAUCUGAUGAUCAAGAAUAAGGCGGAACAGUUGCCCUUUGAUUGCAUACCGAACGAAGAUUCCGUUUGUGGCCGCACCGUUGGCUUCAACAUGCAGAUGCGCAGUUUUCGACCGCUAGGAUUACGCACUCGGGUCGUCUGUGCGGAUGCUUCGAAUGGACGCGAAAUUCGACCCAUACAGGCGGUGCGCAACGAAUUGACUAUGUCGGAGCAUGAGGACGAGGCCGAUGCUCUAAUGUGGCCAGACUUUAAAUACAUUGUCAAUUGCAUUAUACUGCAGAAUUCGGUGCAAAUCGAUCGACGCGUCUCACAGAUGCGCAUCUGCUCGUGCUUGGAUAGCUGCAGCAGCGAUCAGUGCCAAUGCAAUGGAGCAUCCUCACAGAACUGGUAUACGGCGGAGAGUCGCUUAAAUUGCGACUUCAACUACGAGGAUCCGGCGGUGAUAUUUGAAUGCAAUGAUGUCUGCGGCUGUAAUCAGUUAUCCUGCAAGAAUCGUGUCGUACAAAAUGGCACUAGGAUUCCGCUUCAGAUUGUUGAGUGUGAGGAGCCGACAAAGGGUUGGGGCGUUCGUGCCUUGGCCAAUGUGCCCAAGGGCACUUUUGUGGCCAGCUAUACGGGCGAGCUACUUACAGCCCAUGAGGCAGAUCGACGGACCGAUGACAGCUAUUACUUUGAUCUGGACAACGGACAUUGCAUCGAUGCCAACUACUACGGAAAUAUAAGUCGUUUCUUCAACCAUUCGUGUGAGCCAAAUAUAUUGCCUGUACGCGUUUUCUAUGAACAUCAGGAUUAUCGUUUUCCGAAAAUUGCAUUCUUCGCUUGUCGCGACAUCGAUGCAGGCGAGGAGAUAUGCUUUGAUUAUGGCGAGAAAUUCUGGCGUGCUGAACAGCGCAGCAGUCAGCGUGGCGGUGCCGGCUGUAAGUGUCUCACGGCCUCCUGCAAAUAUGCACAACACACACCCUCCAGUUCGAAUGCAUCGCCAAUAGCUGGCGAGGAGACAACAGGUGGACUGCAACAGCAACAGCAACAGCAGCAUGUCAAGGAGCCACUGCUGUAGUUCAGAACAACUGUAGGUAGUAUAACAGCGGUAACUAAAUGAUUCCAAUACCAAAUCCACUCGAGUACACGCACACACAUCCACCCGGACACACACACAACAUGGAUAGAGAAGGAGAUAGAGACAGACAAGGACAGAGACGGAGACGGAGACAGUGACUCUUGGCCUAGCCAAGUUGCCAAGCAUCACACAAAAAAGAGCGCCAUACACAUACGAUAUUUAUAUAUAUAUUUAUAUAUAUAUAUAUAUGUCUAGAAAAUCAA
Drosophila hydei is the source of this 6166-nucleotide messenger RNA. It is a transcript of the gene G9a, whose product is annotated as histone-lysine N-methyltransferase EHMT2. The transcript is spliced from 11 exons. Lineage: Eukaryota; Metazoa; Arthropoda; Insecta; Diptera; Drosophilidae. Gene Ontology annotation, cellular component: nucleus. Bases 354 to 5903 code for a protein of 1849 amino acids. Gene Ontology annotation, molecular function: p53 binding; histone methyltransferase activity; zinc ion binding. The record is from RefSeq and is a predicted model, not a curated record.